UUGUUUCAUUUCCAGGUCUCUUUGGCGAUUUUUCUGUGUUAAAUAUCAAUCAAUGGAUUAUACAAGAGACCCAUGUCCAUGGCGCAUCUUGGAUGAUUGCGGAGGUGCCUUCUCACUCGGAUUCGUUGGCGGAGGAUUAUUUUCUAUGGUUGGGGGGGCUCGAAAUGCACCACAGGGAUUUACAAACAGACUUAUCGGUGCAAUGACAAAUGCCCGAAUUAAAGCACCACGAACUGCAGGAGGGUUUGCAGUUUGGGGACUCACAUUUUCACUAUGUGACUGUUCAUUAGUUGCUCUUCGUAAAAAGGAAGAUCCUUGGAACUCUAUCAUAAGUGGUGCUGGGACUGGUUUUAUAUUAGCCAUCAGGCAGGGUAUGGGGCCGGCAGUUGGAUCCGCAGCUAUCGGUGGUGUCUUACUUGCACUUAUUGAAGGUGUAGGAAUCGCUCUCAACAGAUUUCAAGCAGACAUGUACAAACCUACUGCUCCACAAUUAGAAGAUCCUGCCGCAUUACCAGAUCUACAGUAUAGCAAAUGACAAAUUAAGAUCAAUCCAAUUUUUAUUCUUGACCAUACCAUUGUUUUUUUUCUGAGUCCUUAUUUAUAAAUAUUUCAAGAUGUCGCCUUUACUUGGGUGAAUACUUAGUAAAGUUAUUUUAAAUUCCAUGCUGUUGAAAACUUGUUUGUAUUAAAAGCAAAUUCAUUAUUCCGA
This is a messenger RNA of Styela clava, 709 nucleotides long. Its product is annotated as mitochondrial import inner membrane translocase subunit Tim17-B-like. Gene Ontology annotation, cellular component: TIM23 mitochondrial import inner membrane translocase complex. The record is from RefSeq and is a predicted model, not a curated record. Gene Ontology annotation, molecular function: transmembrane protein transporter activity. Lineage: Eukaryota; Metazoa; Chordata; Ascidiacea; Stolidobranchia; Styelidae. Gene Ontology annotation, biological process: protein import into mitochondrial matrix.